This is a messenger RNA of Notodromas monacha, 6274 nucleotides long. The record is from the annotation of a GenBank genome assembly. Lineage: Eukaryota; Metazoa; Arthropoda; Ostracoda; Podocopida; Cyprididae.
AGAUCCUUUGAACUAGCCGAUCCGUGGCUUCGAGUAGUUGGAUGCCUGUGAAAGUUGAAUUUCGCCUUCAGAAUAUUGUUUUUCGUCCGUGAAGUAUUGAAGCAAUCUGCCGGAAUGUGUCCAGAAUGUCACUGAAUGUGGAGGACAUCACGAGCUGUUCCUCUACGCAUGAAAGCGAUGAUAUUGUUCCACACAAAGAGUACCUCACUUUUGAAAUCGAUGAAACAGAUUUCGAUGAAGCCGAGUUGAAAGUAAUUCGAGCCAUCAAAGAGGUUGCCGAGAAAACUCUGUAUCACUGGAAAAAUUUUCCGGUGCGACUACCCAUUCCUCCGGCGCCUUUUGAUCAUGGCGUUGCUGAAAGUGAUCGAAGUGGUAACAUCGAGAGUGAUGCUCAUAGUCGCAUGAGACAGCGCCGUGCUUCUCCUAGAAUUGGUGGCGUAUCAAGCUCAAAAAUAUUUAACCUAAGGGACCUUUUCAUCGUUCCGUCAUUCGAUGAACUACAAGAGGUUGCUUUGAAUUCUCAUAAUGAGCCGAAGCAUUUGACCUAUGCUAAUUUAGACUCCAUACAGAAUUCGGGUGAAUUUGAGGUUGACAGUGUUCGUUUCCCUGGGCAUGUCCACCGAUGGAAACUCAGUCAAAUUCUCCAGAAAGGUCGGAUGAAGACGCGGGAGACCCUUUUCGAUGACCUGAGUCUCGCCUUGAGUUUCAUUGUGAUCAAAGCCAGAGAUAGCUUUUUGUCUUCCGAAUCAAUAUCCGUCAAGAAUGGCAUUUCUUCAUUGCUAAUUGGAGUGUUCUGUUUAUUGGAUGGAUUGAUCGGUCUUCCAAAGCUGAGUUCGAAAGAUUUGGAAGAAAAGCUUAUAGAAGAAAGGGCGAAAUACUUGACUAUUGAAUUAACUGCACGGCCUGGUGAAGAAGAUGAUUUGUUCGACUUUUGCGAAUUUGUGAAGGACGCCAGUGUAACCCUCGAGAAUGUCGGUUGUGGCAUCCAGGAAGAUUCUGUGUUCCCAAACUUCUGGUCUUGCUCUGAAUUCAUCCCCAAAUCAGCUUCCGUUGGGGAAACCGUGCUUCGUUCAAGUUCUAGUGGUAGUCUACCGAAGUUACCGUACAGUUUCUACACUCCUAGAAAUACGGAGAUAGAUCUCCGUUUGUUUGACCGGGGACUAAUCUCCAAAGCAUCCAGUAUACUUCAGCCAGUACUGGAAUCAGAAACCAAAGGCUGGUUUUUGCAUUUCAAGGAACAGCAGCUCGCUGAGUUUCGAGACCGUAAAGUUUCAGAUGAUCAAGUAGAAAAGGAAGUCAAUACUGCGAUCAUGGACGAAUAUUUGAAACGAGUUUUUGCGCGGAUUCUAAGCAGUGAACAACUUCACGCGUUGGGCAAAGAUGUUCCAGAACUUCUCACAGAGCACGCGAAAUCUAUCGUUUGGAUGUGCAGGGCUGUCGAUAACAUGAACGAAGCUAUGCAAACAGCUAUGGAGGAAAUGGAAACGCGGUUGGUCAAUUCUUACCUGUUGCUCAGCCGGAUAAAAAAGUGGAUGGAAGAGAAAUUGCGGGAAGCAGAGGAAUUAUUCAUCAAAGAAAAUCAAUGGAGCGCGCAUGAGGAGGCCUUAAAUUUAUGCAGGGAACAUGGCUUACACCAGACGGCGUAUUUCCUCUCUCGGGAUUUGACUUUCAUGCGUGAUCGUCGACCAGUCCUUUCAAAGGAAUUGGAAUGCUUACGAAAACCCGUCCUAUCUUUUGAAUGGGGCUUGCGUCUGUGGGCAACAAAACAGUGGAAGGUGUACAAGCGUGUCAAACCAGGGUUGGAGGAGUUGGUCCCAACGGCAUUUUCUUCAAAUGCGUCGCCUUCUUUACCAACAAGAGCUAGUUCGAAAUUGAAUACCGAGGUCUACAGACUAGAGCGUGAGAUCAAAUUCACGAGUUCGUCCCGCUAUCCAGGCUGGCGAUUGCUGAACUUGAUCCUGAGGACAUUCGUUUACACAAAUAAUGCUGUGUACUUCUUCGGAAUUUUGAUUCCUCUGAUGAGCCCUGUCGGUUUGCGGGCACUGUUCUCGGUUGAGCCGUUUGUUGCGGAUCAUGAGCUCAAUCAGGAAAAUGGAUUGCUCUUCCCUAAAACUGAAAAUCGAACUCCAACAUUUACAUCUCGCUUGAUACACUUGUGGAGACACGUGGGAAGAGCUCGGUCGCAGUUUGAGCUAGAGCCUGAUAUGGGAUUUUUGGGAAAAACGUACGCCAGACAUCUGAACAGGUUUUGGAACUACUUCCUGAAGGGGAUCCUUGGAACAGUUGUGCUUGUGUUGUGUUUCCCGUUGCUUUGCUUCUGUGUGUCAAUUGGAUCUUUAGCGAUGGCGGUUCCUGUACUUGUUGUGCUUGCUCAUGUCGGGAUGCUGCUUGUUUACGAUUGGGACGCAGCUGUUGCGGGCCCAUCUGGUGCGACAACGGUGUUAUCGAUGGCAGAAACGUGUCGACGCGGCGGACGCAAGCGCGACGGUGAUGAAUCGCGGAAAUCCACGUUGAAACAGCGGGUCGGCGAGGUGGAAGUGUCGAUAUGCGAUACGCAGCAUAAUGUUUGGUUCCGUUUGUGCGAGUCCGUCCUGUGGAGGAUCAUUAUAUGCGGCGUUAUUCAGCCCGCCUUUGCAAUUGUGUUCGGCUGUUUGGUGUAUCCAUUCAUCGCGAUGAUCAUUGCGUGUGAAUGGUCCCGGAAAAGUGAAACUGACAAUAUGGCUGUAAAGUCAGCUGAAAGGAGUGCAUGUAUAAGAUGGGCGUUUCGUUCGGGAUGGGACGCUCUGAUGUUCCAUUGGUUGAUCAAGCGUCACGGGCAAAUCCCGAGCAAAGACAGCUGGGUGGCUAAGAGAAUCGCUGGACCUGGUCUGGUUGCAACUGUUGCACUCGUCUCACGAAAGAAGAACCAAUCUGAGAAUCGGUGGUUUUUCCCGCUGAUAGAGCGACGGGAAAUGAAAGAAAAGGAGAGGGAUGAGAAGAAGCAAUUUUACUUCCAGAUUCAACCCCCGCAGGCCUUGGCAGCACUGGAAGCCUGCUUGCUUUGGGAAGAACUCGUGACGAAAUUUCUCGACAAGUGCUUGUUGCCGUUCUCUGGCUCGGUCUCCCGCGAGGUUGGCACGAAGCUGAAAGAGCUGCAACUGGAACGAGACGAGGCUCUGACGAGCGUCUUGAGACUCAUGGAUCGCCGUCGCGACGACGUCCGUCUCGGACUGUCCAGCGACGUUCGGCCUCGAGUGCGGAUGUCUCAACGCGACUUGUCCGCCUGUGUUCUCGCGGCGGCCGAAUUGUGUCGCCGUUGGUACGAAGAGCGGAUUUGGAGACGUGCUCGUCGCGUGGACUCGGCUCUCGGGCCCGCCGCCGUGACCCGGAAAGGCAGCUUCCGAGCUGGCGCCGGACCCGGGUUGGGCAUCGAGGAUGACUUUUGGGUCGCGAAAGGUCUUCCUGUUGGCGACUGGAUCGGCCUUGCCGCGCACCUUCUCUCUGAGAUAUUUUCCGAGGAGAUUUUGUGUUUUUUGGAUGAUGACGAUGUACGAUUCCAACUCGGGAUGCUGCGGACGUCGGAUUUAUCUCGAUAUUACGAACUGGUGUCGGAAGCGGAGCUGAAACUUGAUCGAAGCGAGGAAGGAAGGACAGUUUUGCCGAUACACGGAUGCAAGCGGAAUAUAUUCGUCGCCUCGCCGAAUUUCGACGUUGCCAACUUUAAUCCGUCGCCUUCCGUUGGGGGUCCAGCUAAAAGACCGACAAUGUCGCGAAGAAAAAGGGAUUCGCUGACAGUGUCGCAGCCGUCCACGCUGGUCACGUCGUCUGUGAUGGGCACAGCUUUGCUUCCCGGGUUCAGUGGGCGGAAACAAUUGCGCUAUUCUGGCGAGAAUCUCGCAAUUCCGCUUCCCAUUCCCCAUCCACUGGUUGUCGCCAUGUCAAUCUACAAUCGCGAUGGAAGUGACCCAAUCUCUCUCGAAGAACCUUCAGUUCGCGCGAUUUUGAGUCGAAUCGGCUCUGCUGGGAUCAGUGUGAAAACACCCAGCGCAAACACGACCACCAGGAGUGAGAACACGUGAAUAUUUGUUUUCUCUUUUUUUGCUGUGUCGGUCGUUCGUUUUUUGAAGGAUUUUUGCUGGGAAGUGCGUUGAUUUUUAUGAUCAUGAUUAUUUUUUGCGGCGAGGCAGAAUUCUGCGUCAUUCCAUGGUCGAGUGUUCGAUUCAAUCUCAUGAGGCUAAUCUUGUUUCGAUUGCUGACGAAGUUUUUUUUUUUUUUUGCCUGACCUGUCGCCAUAGUGUGACGUAAUAUUUGUGGCAUGUUUUGAUGGUUUCAUAUUUUUAGGGUCUCCUCAGAACUCACCGGAUUAGCUGAAAAAUUCACGAGUUUUGACUUCGGACGAUUUCCGUCUGUCUCCGGAUUUUUCUUCUUGACAUCGUGGGGAGGAAACUGGAAAAUUUCAAAAUGAUUUGAAAAAUAGUUUUUCAUGAUUUAAAAAUUCAGUGGACCGAGUAACACUCUGACGAAGUGGUUGUAAUUUUCGUGUUAGGGAUACGCAGCUGAAAAAAUGAGAGCGAAAUGCGGUUUUGUGAAGUUAUUCUGUAGAUGUUUUAUGCACAAAUUUGGGAAGUGUAUUGAGACUGGCAAAAAUCGCAGCUCAGCCUCAAAAUGUCAGUCAAUUUUUUUUAAAUCGUUCCAUUGCGGAGCCGUUGCAUCAAUCCAAUUCCGAUGGUUUGUUUUUGGGAUCUAAGCUUUUUUGAAGUUGAUGUUGGUGUCCUUUUCUUCAAUCCGGUGACUUUUGAUGAUGCCUUUCUUUUUCACAAUGCAGUACAGUAUCCCGAAACUUCGCGUAGCUCGAUAGUGUGUGUUGGUGCUGUUCCAUCCGGUAAUUUUUUCCCCGAUUUAAGGAAUGAUGUUGACUCUUGGAGGAAAGAACCCCGUGUUUUGUCGGAAAAUUCGAAUUUCAUGCAGCGCUUCUCUUUCAAGUGCAAAUUUUGUCAAUGAACGCUUUUUCAAGUUCGCUAAAUUGAGAUGCUUUCGUGGUACAAGCUAUUCGAGGCUAGAUCUUUUUUUUGUUUUGGUAUUGAGUAAUGCCAAAUCUUUUCGCACGUUUGUUGCUACGGUCUCUUGAUAUUUCGAUGGAAUUUUUUCGAUUGAUAUUCAUCAUGUUUUUUGAUCUUCUCGUAACCAAAACCAAAAAAAGUUUCGUUUGCUUCCUUACUUUCUUUUCCUUUGUUCCGCGGGAAGAAAAAUGAGCAUUCGUAACUGCCAUCAACAGUUCGAAGAGAUUUUUCAUAUCGGAAGCAUUUUACUGCCAUGUUGACCUUUCAAAAAACAAAUUUUAUUCGGUUCUCGAUGCGGGAGAUUUUUGUAGGUUACGGAGGAAAGUCUGUGAUGCAUUGAACCGAGUUCCGUUUGGUUCUAAGUCAUGUUUGAUGCCCUAUGUACGUACGUGGCAGUGAGACGGACGCGGAAAAACAAAGUUGUUAGCGAAAAGUUUGAUGUACUAAAAAGGAGAAAAUUCAGGCAGAGCGGGAAAAGCGGUGGAAACCUAGUGAAGUUUUGCGAAAGAUCUGAAAUUUAGCACAAGUUUCUAGGACUUUUUCUCGACGUUUCUUGAAGUAGGGAAGUAUGUAAUUUUCUAGGGAAACUAGCGACGGGUUUUUGACGGAAGAAAAAGAAGGAAGAAAUCCUAGCCUGAUCAAAGUGUUAUUUCUUCCGAUGGAUCCAUUUAUUUGCUCAAAGAUCACGACUUUCAUGUGCUUCGUUUCUAACUGUUUGUGGUUGUGACAAACCGAAUUUUCUUUUUUUUUUAUUAUUUAGUUCAAGUCCCGAGUUUGACGGCGUGUAUUCUAAAUUUGUUUUCUUUUUGUUUCCCUUGAAAUGUGCAGCGAAAUUGGGUUUGAUUUCUUUCCCCCACAUUCCUCCGAGUUUGUGUUGAGCAGCUGUCUUUAGAAUAUUUCCUGUCGAUUGAACAAAAAUAGAAUCGGGAUUGAAAUGUUCCCCUAAUUUUCUUUCGUGUCACGCAAAUGCAAAAAGCAUUUUUUUAAAACGAGCACCGCAAUGUGUAUUGGGUCAUGAGUCUGUCCAUUCCUGCCGUGUUUUUGUCCGAAUUCAUAGACCGUGAUUUCAACCUUUUACCCUUCACCGGGAGUACGUGUUUUGAAGACGGAUUUUUUUUAAACUGUGGAAAUGAGAAAGAAAAAUACUCGGGAUUUGCGACAGAACAAGCGAAUAGCUUCUUUUUUCUUCUUACCGGCGAUUGUUUCUUUUUUUUUUUACAAAUUUCUUCUGCGAC